AUGAGCGGCGUGUUUGCUCUACCCUCUUUCAUUGAUCGGUUCGACCUCGCCAGCCGUGAUGCGGGCGCUAUUCAGGCGCACAUGAUAAAUACUUUUCAAGGAGGAGCCUUCUUCGGCGUCCCUAUCAUCUACUACUUCAACGAGCGGUACGGCCGGCGUCUCGCUCUCAUCACCGCAGCCGCCAUCUUCAACGUCGGCGUCGUGCUGCAAAUGGCGGGCGGCGGAAACCUGCCCAUGUUUUACGUGGGACGGAUCAUAAGCGGUAUUGGCGUUGGUGGUACUACUUUUGCCGUGCCGCAGUAUCUGGCUGAAUGCGCUCCUCCUGCCGCACGUGGAGGUAUCGUUGGAUGCUUUGAAAUUGGUGUCCAAAUCGGAACCAUUAUUGGAUUCUGGAUCAACUUUGGUGUACAGCAAAACGUAAGUACCUCAACCAACCUGUCUACAGUCCCAGACUGUUAUAUUUCCAAUUCCUCGUAUGUAUAA
Molecule: messenger RNA, 483 nt
Organism: Colletotrichum truncatum
Lineage: Eukaryota; Fungi; Ascomycota; Sordariomycetes; Glomerellales; Glomerellaceae
Product: MFS quinate transporter
Biological process (GO): transmembrane transport; carbohydrate transport
Cellular component (GO): membrane
Molecular function (GO): carbohydrate:proton symporter activity
Source: RefSeq, a predicted model, not a curated record